Messenger RNA from Lolium rigidum, 2784 nucleotides. Its product is annotated as putative respiratory burst oxidase homolog protein H. The transcript is spliced from 15 exons. The coding region runs from base 1 to 2505 and encodes 834 amino acids. Lineage: Eukaryota; Viridiplantae; Streptophyta; Magnoliopsida; Poales; Poaceae. The record is from RefSeq and is a predicted model, not a curated record. Gene Ontology annotation, cellular component: plasma membrane. Gene Ontology annotation, molecular function: peroxidase activity; calcium ion binding; NAD(P)H oxidase H2O2-forming activity.
AUGGAGUCGUCGUCGGCGGGGUACGUGGACGUGCCGCUCGGCAACGAGCCGGAGCACCAGCAUCAGCCGCCGCCGGCGACGACGGGGCCGGUGAUGAGGAAGCAGCCGUCGCGGCUGGCGUCCGGGAUGAAGCGGCUGGCGUCGAGGGUGACCUCCAUCCGGGUGCCGGACUCCGUCAUGGGCCUCAAGCGCUCGCACUCCAGCGCGCAGCCGGCGCUGCGUGGCCUCCGGUUCCUCGACAAGGCGUCGGCGGGGAAGGACGGGUGGAAGUCCGUCGAGAAGCGGUUCGACGACAUGAGCGGCGAGGACGGCCGCCUCCACCAGGAGAACUUCGCCAAAUGCAUCGGCAUGGCGGAUUCCAAGGAAUUUGCAGGCGAGGUCUUCGUGGCGAUGGCCAGGAGAAGGAAGAUCGAUCCAGACCAAGGACUUUCGAAAGAACAGCUCAAGGAAUUUUGGGAGGAGAUGUCUGACAAUAACUUCGAUGCACGGCUACGGAUAUUUUUUGACAUGUGUGACAAGAAUGGUGAUGGAAAGCUCACAGAAGAUGAGGUUAAAGAGAUUAUCGUGCUCAGCGCCUCAGCAAACAAGCUCUCGAAGCUGAAGAAACAUGCCGCGACCUACGCCUCGCUGAUCAUGGAAGAGCUGGACCCUGAUGGUCGCGGUUACAUUGAGAUUUGGCAGCUGGAGAAGCUACUCCGUCGGAUGGUAAUGGCUGAGGGAACACAAGAUCAGAUGGACCAGGCGUCAACAAGCCUUGCGAAGACAAUGGUUCCUUCCAGUUACCGGAGCCCAAUGCAGAGGCGUAUGACCAAGACUGUUGACUUCAUCCAUGAGAACUGGAAGAGGAUAUGGGUCAUUGCAUUGUGGGGAAUCGUCAACAUUGCCCUCUUCAUUUUCAAGUUUGUGCAAUACAGGAGGCGGGAGGUCUUCGACGUGAUGGGCUAUUGUGUCUGCAUCGCAAAGGGUGCCGCUGAGACAACCAAGCUGAACAUGGCCCUUAUACUGCUCCCGGUGUGCCGAAACACAUUGACAGCGCUCCGAUCAACUGCUCUCAGCAAUGUCAUACCAUUUGACGAUAACAUAAACUUCCACAAGGUUAUUGCACUGGCAAUUGCAAUUGGAGCAGGUACUCAUACACUUGCUCACCUGACCUGCGACUUCCCAAGGUUGGUCUCGUGUCCAAGUGACCAGUUCCAGGAGAAGCUGGGGCCCUUCUUCAACUAUGUUCAACCAACAUGGGGAUCACUGUUUGCAAGCACUCCAGGAUGGACUGGCAUCCUCCUGAUCCUCAUAAUGUCAUUCUCCUUCACACUGGCGACACACUCCUUCAGGAGGAGCGUCGUGAAGCUGCCGUCGCCGCUGCACCACCUUGCUGGCUUCAAUGCCUUCUGGUAUGCCCACCACCUGCUGGUGUUUGCAUAUAUCCUCCUGGUGAUGCAUUCCUACUUCAUAUUCCUCACUAAGGAGUGGUACAAGAGAACGGGAUGGAUGUACUUGGCAGUUCCUGUUCUCUUCUAUGCCUCCGAGAGAGCUACCAGAAGAAUUCGCGAAAAGAAUUACGGAGUGAGUGUCAUCAAGGCAGCAAUAUACCCAGGAAAUGUGCUCUCUCUUUACAUGAAGAAGCCAGCAAGUUUCAAAUACAAAAGUGGGAUGUACCUCUUUGUAAAAUGCCCAGAUGUGUCGCCUUUUGAAUGGCAUCCCUUCUCCAUCACUUCUGCACCUGGAGACGAUUAUUUGAGUGUACAUAUCCGAACAUUAGGUGACUGGACAACAGAACUAAGGAAUGUAUUUGGGAAGGCCUGUGAAGAAGAAGUUAGUUCCAAGAAGGCCACACUUUCAAGACUUGAAACCACAGUCAUAGCAGAAGGUCGGGGAGAGGAUACUAGGUUUCCCAAGAUCUUCAUAGAUGGCCCUUUCGGUGCACCUGCUCAAAAUUACAAGAAAUAUGACAUUCUUUUUCUUAUUGGGCUUGGAAUCGGUGCAACUCCGUUCAUCAGCAUACUGAAGGAUCUCCUGCACAACCUUAAGUCCAGUCAAGAGAUGCAAAGCAUGCAGGACGAGGAGUCAGGCGGCACCUUUAAGAGCAAUGGGCCAAGCCGAGCUUACUUCUACUGGGUUACUAGGGAACAGGGCUCCUUUGAAUGGUUCAAAGGUGUCAUGAAUGAAGUUGCUGAAAGCGAUCGUGAUAAUGCAAUCGAGAUGCACAACUACCUGACCAGUGUGUAUGAGGAAGGCGAUGCAAGGUCAGCUCUGAUUGCCAUGGUUCAAUCCCUCCAACACGCAAAAGACGGUGUGGACAUCGUAUCGGGCAGCAAGAUCCGGACACAUUUCGCAAGGCCAAACUGGAGAAAGGUGUACUCUGAUUUGGCCAAUACCCACAAGAACGCUCGUAUAGGUGUUUUCUACUGCGGAUCUCCAACGCUCACAAAAACACUCAAGGACCUUGCAAUAGAAUUCAGCCACACAACAACAACGCGGUUCCAUUUCCACAAGGAGAACUUCUAAGGUCAGGAAAGAAAGAAAUUUGGUAGCGUCCUAGCAUCGUGUAGCAGCUCUAGCUCUGCAAGUGUUGCCGGGAGCUGGGGCACAUAUUGGUGUACAAACUACAUGGAGUUUAAAGUAUGUGGCAUUAGUUAGCGCUGCUUCCGUGCAUAGAUAGGAGGAGGAAAUUCAUGUAUUUUUCUUGUUUCACCAGUCAGAUUGCUUCUUAGAAAAAUUUGGAACUUGAACAGGCAAUUGGCUCGGUUCAAAAUUGAUUGGAUCGAGUUUGACGUUGGCUCAAAA